This is a messenger RNA of Bacillus rossius redtenbacheri, 3120 nucleotides long. It is a transcript of the gene Pak3, whose product is annotated as serine/threonine-protein kinase PAK 3. The coding region runs from base 190 to 1722 and encodes 510 amino acids. Gene Ontology annotation, biological process: regulation of axonogenesis; regulation of MAPK cascade; protein phosphorylation. The record is from RefSeq and is a predicted model, not a curated record. Gene Ontology annotation, molecular function: ATP binding; protein serine/threonine kinase activity. Gene Ontology annotation, cellular component: cytoplasm. NCBI's taxonomy places the organism in Eukaryota, Metazoa, Arthropoda, Insecta, Phasmatodea, Bacillidae. The transcript has 10 exons.
UAAAGUUAUUACCAACGAUUUGAUUAAUACCGUGGUUAAUGCUACGCGCUCGUUAAUGUCUAAAAGAGUUUAUUGUUUAUAAAGAUGAUUACAAUGGAAGUAGUAGUGAUAGACAAAAUAAUUUAAAUACUUUAAUUACAAGUAUCGUUUGAUUUGUUCACUUUAAAUGAGAAAGGGUAGGUAGCAAAGAUGAGUUCCGGAUUUUCAAAAUUUUUUUCCAAGAAACGACAGAACGUUGGCGCUCCUGCGGAGAUAGGUUUGCCCACAAAUGUCCACCAUCAGUUCCAUGUGCGCAAGAACCAAGAAACGGGUCAGUUGGAAGGUCUUCCAGAGACAUGGAAAAGAUUUGUUAACACUCAAAUCAGCAAAGAAGAGCAGAAUGAAAAUCCAAAUGCUACGCUGCAUGCCAUCAAUUUCUAUAGUUACUCGAUGAAGAAGAAAAACCCUGAUGAUUUCAAGUUGUAUGUGAUGAAAAAAGAGAUAAAAGAAGAAGAAGAGGAGCUGGAAAACACUUCAUUGGGCUACAACAGUGUAGAGUUGUUGGAAGAUCCAUUAACUAAAUGUGAACCAGAACCAAGCAUUCAAAGCUGCGAAACUCCAUGCAGUGUUUUGGAAAAGAAGAAGAGUCCGCCUGUUCCACCGAAAAAAAACCGGCAGGUCGUCAAGGAUAAAACACAGGUGGUGGAUUCCAUGAAUGCUGCAUUGGAUGAGGCGUUGCACAAUUUAAAUUUGGAUGCCUCUUUUGGAGACUUGAAUAUUGCAACACCUGAGCUUGAGCCCUCUGAUGAUAGCCUAGUUCUCAGGAAGAAAGAGAGGCUCAAAGGAAAAAUGACUGAUGAAGAGGUGUUCUACGAGCUGAAGAAAAUUUGUCACCCUGGCGAUCCACUUAGAAGAUUUGAAAGGAAUAUGGAGUUGGGUGCUGGUGCAUCAGGAACAGUUUUUAUUGCAAAUGACUUGGAAAAGAAGAUGAAGGUGGCUGUGAAAGACAUAGACUUAACAAAGCAACCAAGAAAAGAACUAAUACUCACAGAGAUUCAAGUCAUGAAAGAAUUCAAUCAUAGAAAUCUAGUGAACUUUUUAGAUGCCUACUUGGUGAAUGAUCAUCUCUGGGUGAUAAUGGAACUUCUGGAAGGAGGGCCUUUGACAGAUGUGGUUACUGAAACGGUAAUGAAGGAAGGUCAGAUAGCAGCAGUGUGCAAGGAAGUUUUAAAGGCUAUCAAUUUCCUCCAUUCAAAGGGCAUCAUUCACCGUGAUAUUAAAUCAGACAAUGUGCUUCUAGGAAUGGAUGGAAAAGUUAAAGUUACUGAUUUUGGCUUUUGUGCCAACAUUACUGGUGAUGAAAAACGUCAGACCAUGGUGGGAACUCCAUACUGGAUGGCCCCAGAGGUGGUCACGCGUAAGCGUUACGGUAAGAAAGUGGACAUCUGGUCACUAGGCAUUAUGGCUAUUGAAAUGAUUGAAGGAGAGCCUCCGUAUUUGAAGGAAACACCCCUGCGUGCACUCUACCUCAUAGCUGCGAUAGGCAGGCCACAAAUUCCUCGUUGGAACACACUGUCAAGUCAGUUCCAGGACUUCUUGGAUAGCUGUCUACAAGUGGAUGUCGAACGAAGAGCGUCAGCAGAUCAGCUAUUGAACCAUCCGUUUUUAGAAAACUGUAUGGAUCUAACUACAUUGACACCGUUGAUACGUGCAGCUCAGAAGAUCCUCCAUAAAUGUGUUUAACAGCUCUUCAAUUUGUUGCUUAAACAUUUUUAAUAUCUAUACUGCAUUACAAUGACAUUGAGUGUGUUAGGAAUUUGCCAUCAACACUUGAGAAUGCAGAGGGUUACAGCUAUAAAAAAAUGUUUUAAAUUAAAUUAGUAAAAAAUUUUUUUAUUUUGUCAUUUAUAAAUUAGUUAUGAGUUUUGUAUCUUUAUAAAAAUUAAAAAAAAAGCAUAUGUUAAGUGUGGAUAAAGUAUUGUUAUUACUUUCAAAUUUUUCAACUGUUGUAUGUGUUGUCUAUUGAACUUUGUAUUCCUAUCAUUUAUCCACACUAACGUAAUGUUUUUGUUUCAAGACAAACAUGAUUUUGAUUUAUGAAAAAAUAUAGUUACUAUUUUAAUUUAUAAUGUUCACAGAUUUCAGAAUGAUUGCUUGGAAAGUAAACACGCAAGAAGUUUCCUUUAUAUUUUCAAAGGAACAAGUCAUGUAUUUAAAAGUACAGUAUAAUGUAAAAGGAUAUAAAUAUGUUCUAUGAGCAUUAUAUGGGACCAAAGAAAAGUAGUUUAAAACUGAGUAAAAUAUAAAAUGUUGUGAUGUACGGAAUGAAAUAAGGGCUCUUCUGUUUUUCAGACCAUGACUUCAUUUUGUUUUAGGGAUAAAAAUUUGAACUUAAUCUAGUAUAGUUAAAAUUGUUAUGAUUACACUUGUUGCAAGUAUUAUAUUAUGUUAUUUUUAUUUUCUUCAAAACUAUUAGUAUAACCAUUGUGGUAAAUUAUUGAACUGAGAAAUUGCCUAAACAAAAUCCCCCUGCUCAAAAUACUUACACAAUUUAAGAUUUUGUUGUUAUAUGUGCAAUGGUGCCUACUAUUUUUUUCAUAUACCUAACUAUAAAACAAAUAUAUUUUGUAUAAUCCUUUUACUUUUCAAAACUUUUGGUCUACUUCCCUAUGAGGUUUUAUGUACUCCCAGACAAAAAAUAACUUGUUUAGCUUUGGGUUUUGUUCCUAAUUAUGUUUGUCUGUUUUUGAAAAUUGGAUGUAGAGAUAUUUUUCCCUUCAUACUGUGUUAUUUUUGUGAGCGUUUCAUAGCAGUGGACCUGCAUUUUUAACGCUUUACAAUUUCAAGUGUAAUAAAACUGCAGACAUAUAUGUACAAUACAAAGAGAAAAAUCAUUUUUAUACAGUGCAAAAAAAAUUUUAUCUCUAUUUAAUUAUACAUUUAGCAUGUAAAAUAAUUAUGUCUUCCAGUUUCUUGUGCAAUUAAAAUAGAGAAACAUCACAAUUUUUAUCAUGUAUGUUUGAAUUGUGAGUGUUACAUAUUAAUAUUUUUGUAAAUGAAAUACAUCUGUCAAUAGUUAAAUUUUUUCAUGGAAUAUUUUUUACGAUAGUAAGUGUAAUAAAAUUGGCCAUUUUAAAAUGA